AUGGUGUCGCGCUUGGCACGUAGUUGUAGUUGGUGUCAGUGUGAGUUGCAGCUGGUGCUGGUGCUGGUGGGGGCCCCUGACAGUGCAGCGGCGGUGUUCGCAGAGCCGCUGCCGAUGAAGCUGCGCGCGCUGCCGCAGUCGUUCUGGCAGCAGCCCAACGCGGCGGGCGGGCUGUCCCCGGGGGCCGUCUACCCCGUGCUGCCGCCGCUCUGCUGCAAGGACGACGACGGCGCAGUGUGUUCAGGGGAUUUGAAGUCUGUGGUUUGUCCUGCAGGCCUGCGGCCGGCGACGCCGCCGGAGGAGCGCGACAAGCGGCGCGUGGUGAGCGUCGCCAACACGGAGCUGCUGUUCAGCCUGUUCCGCAGCGUCGAGCAGCUGGACCAGCCCGCCGCCAGGGUCGCGCGCAGGGGCAGGCCGAAGAAGGUGGCGGCGACGUCGUGGCGGCUGCCGCGCGAGGAGGACCCGUGCCUGGUGAGCGCCGUCGCGGACCCCAUCCUGCCGCUGAUCCGCGGCCACGCCGGCGGCCAGCACCAGGUCUUGGCCACCGUGUCCCUAGGAGCUGGCGAACGGUCGGUAGUGCUGCCAUCUCUGAGCGUCGAGCACAACUACUCACAGAUACUGUCCGAGCUAGUCAUGAAGCUGUAAAGAGAGGUGAUAGUGGACUUGGUAAUGUGGUGUUAUGUGAUAUAAUGUGAUAUGAUGUGAUGUAAUGUGAUACAAUGUGAUGAACUUUGUGGGUCGAAGUGGGUCUGGUGCUCUGAAGACUAGAAUUUAUGUCGCUCUGGAUAUUCUUCGUAUGCGUGUCGACGUGCAUAACUGAAUGAUGCUUAGAUAGAAUUAUGCUACAUACAAAAAAUCUUUUAUUUUUUCUUGUUUAAAUUAGGGAGAGAUUUUCAUCACUUUUGUGCAAUGUAAGGCAUUUAUAUUUUGUACACCAGCUUCAGUUUUGACACCAAGUUUCGUGUUAUCAGAGAAGGUAGGAGUUCUUGAAAAAAAAUAAUAAUAAUAAAAAAAAGUGA
Molecule: messenger RNA, 1019 nt
Organism: Schistocerca cancellata (South American locust)
Lineage: Eukaryota; Metazoa; Arthropoda; Insecta; Orthoptera; Acrididae
Exons: 4
Coding region: 1-645 (214 amino acids)
Source: RefSeq, a predicted model, not a curated record